AUGUCUCGAAGGAAGAUUUCGUCGGAGUCCUUCAGCUCCCUGGGCUCCGACUACCUGGAGACGAGCCCCGAGGAGGAGGGGGAGUGCCCCUUGUCUAGGCUCUGCUGGAACGGCAGCCGGAGCCCGCCCGGGCCGCCCGAGCCCAGCGCGGCGGCCGCCGCCGCCCCGACCCCGGCACCCGCCGCCGCCACCGCCGCCACGGCUGGGGCCAGGAGAGCGCAGCGCCGGAGGCGGGUCAACCUGGACUCUCUGGGCGAGAGCAUCAGCCGCCUGACGGCGCCCUCGCCCCAGAUGAUACAGCAAACUCUCAAGAGGACAUUGCAGUAUUAUGAGCACCAAUUUACUGGUUAUAGGGAUGUAGAAAAGAAUUUCUACAAUAUUUCUAACAGAUGCUCCUAUGCAGACCAUUCCAACAAAGAAGACAUGGAAGAUGUCUCAGGAAUUCUUCAGUGUACUGCUAACGUACUCGGUUUGAAGUUUGAGGAAAUUCAAGAAAGAUUUGGUGAGGAGUUCUUUAAUAUAUGCUUUGAUGAGAAUGAGAGAGUCCUUCGAGCUGUAGGUGGCACGUUGCAGGACUUUUUUAAUGGCUUUGAUGCUUUGUUGGAACACUUUAGAACUUCUUUUGCAAAACAGGCCACUCUGGAGUCACCAUCAUUCCUAUGCAAAGAGCUCCCUGAAGGUAAUCUUAUACUCCACUACUUCCACCCUCACCACAUUGUGGGGUUUGCAAUGUUUGGAAUGAUUAAGGCUGCAGGAAAGAAAAUCUAUCAGCUGGAUGUAGAAGUGGACCAGGUUGCAAAUGAGAAACUGUGCUCUGAUGUUUCAAACCCAGGCAAUUGUAGUGAUCUUACUUUCCUUAUCAAACAAUGUGAAAAUACUAAUAUCACGAAGAACCUUCCACAGGGAACCUCCCAAGUUCCUGCGGACCUCAGAAUUAGCAUCAACACCUUCUGCAGAGCCUUCCCUUUCCAUUUGAUGUUUGACCCCCACAUGACAGUCCUUCAGCUGGGGGAAGGCCUAAGGAAGCAACUCCGAUGUGACACUCACAAAGUGCUCAGGUUUGAGGACUGCUUCGAGAUUGUUUCUCCAAAGGUUAAUGCCACCUUUGAAAGGGUUCUGCUGCGACUGUCCACACCAUUUGUGAUUAGGACCAAGCCUGAGGCUUCUGGCACUGAGAAUAAAGACAAGGUGAUGGAAGUUAAAGGACAAAUGAUCCAUGUCUCAGAAUCAAAUUCUAUUUUAUUCUUGGGUUCUCCAUGUGUGGACAAGUUGGAUGAACUCAUGGGACGAGGGCUGCAUCUCUCAGACAUCCCUAUCCAUGAUGCUACCAGAGAUGUAAUUUUGGUUGGUGAGCAGGCAAAGGCCCAAGAUGGCUUGAAGAAGAGGAUGGAUAAAUUAAAAGCAACUUUAGAAAGAACUCACCAGGCCCUAGAAGAAGAGAAAAAAAAAACAGUGGAUCUUCUAUAUUCUAUUUUCCCUGGUGAUGUAGCCCAGCAAUUGUGGCAAGGGCAGCAAGUGCAAGCCAGAAAGUUUGAUGAUGUCACCAUGCUCUUUUCAGACAUUGUUGGCUUCACAGCCAUAUGUGCCCAGUGUACCCCCAUGCAAGUAAUCAGCAUGCUGAAUGAACUGUACACAAGAUUUGACCACCAAUGUGGAUUUUUGGAUAUUUAUAAGGUGGAAACAAUAGGUGAUGCAUACUGUGUUGCUGCAGGGCUCCACAGAAAAAGCCUCUGCCAUGCUAAACCCAUUGCUCUGAUGGCCCUGAAGAUGAUGGAACUUUCUGAAGAGGUGCUGACACCUGAUGGAAGACCAAUUCAGAUGAGAAUAGGCAUUCACUCAGGCUCUGUGCUGGCUGGAGUUGUUGGGGUAAGAAUGCCACGAUAUUGUCUGUUUGGAAAUAAUGUCACUCUGGCAAGCAAGUUCGAAUCGGGAAGUCACCCUCGACGCAUCAAUGUCAGCCCAACCACUUACCAAUUAUUAAAACGAGAAGAAAGUUUCACAUUCAUUCCUCGGUCCCGUGAAGAGCUUCCAGACAACUUUCCAAAGGAAAUCUCUGGGGUCUGCUAUUUCCUGGAGGUAAGAACUGGUCCUAAGCAGCCAAAGCCUUCUCUUUCUUCAUCGAGAAUAAAAAAGGUUUCCUACAACAUUGGCACAAUGUUCCUCCGGGAGACAAGCCUCUGA
Mesoplodon densirostris (Blainville's beaked whale) is the source of this 2181-nucleotide messenger RNA. It is a transcript of the gene GUCY1A2, whose product is annotated as guanylate cyclase 1 soluble subunit alpha 2. NCBI's taxonomy places the organism in Eukaryota, Metazoa, Chordata, Mammalia, Artiodactyla, Ziphiidae. The record is from RefSeq and is a predicted model, not a curated record. The coding region runs from base 1 to 2181 and encodes 726 amino acids. Gene Ontology annotation, biological process: cGMP biosynthetic process; response to oxygen levels. Gene Ontology annotation, molecular function: guanylate cyclase activity; heme binding. The transcript is spliced from 8 exons. Gene Ontology annotation, cellular component: guanylate cyclase complex, soluble.